AUGUGUUUAAACACAUUAGAUAUUUUCUCUGUAGAGUUCCAAAACUGUAAAUACGAGUUGUCCAUGAUUACUCUCUUUGAUACAGGAUUUACAACUGAAGAGAAGGAAGAGUUGAAAUCACACAUUGAUGGUUACCUGUUAAUGUUUGAUGUAAAGAACAAAUUCUCUCUUGAAAAGGUGAAAACUCAUAUGAAAUUAAUUUUGCAACUUCACGAUCCUACUUCUCCAAUCUUGGCUGAAAUGAAUAAGAACUCUUGGCAAAAUGCCUACAAGAAGAAGAGAAAGGCUACUGAAAAUAAUGCUUCUUCAUCUUCUUCUUCUACCAAUACUGUAACUACAACCAGCACAAAUAGUAGUAAUGUUUCCACUCCAACAUUGAAUGUUACAGAUACCUCAAAUAAUCCAACAACUAUUGUGAGCCCUAGCUCACCAGGAAGAGAAACCGGUUCAAUUUCAUCAUCUAUAGCAUCAUCUCCAACAACAACAUCUAGCACAACAAGUAGCGUUUCAUCUUCAACUUCUCAAACAAUUCUACCUGUUGUUAUUAUUGGAAAUAAGUGUGAUAUUCCUGAUGAAGAAAGAGAAGUUGAAACCAAAGAAGGUUUACAAUUGGGCGACAAACUUGGUUGUCCAUUUAUUGAAACAUCAGCAACCUUUAAAAAGAAAGGAAUUGAUACAGCAUUUAUAGAGCUUAUAAAGAGAAUUGAUAGGACUCGCGAAGAGAAACGAAGAAUUUUAGUUCGAUCAUCAAUGGGUUCUUUGGAUGAUAACGCCAUCGAUAGAAGAAAGAGCAUUUCUUCUAUAUUCAGUUUUGUGAGUGUAUCAACAUCUGACAAUGCUGCAGCCGAUGAAUAUCAACAAGCAAAAAGAGCCAAAGAGAUGAGAGAGCUUAGAAAACAGCAACUAGCUCAAAAGCAAUAA
Naegleria gruberi is the source of this 921-nucleotide messenger RNA. RefSeq lists its product as uncharacterized. The coding region runs from base 1 to 921 and encodes 306 amino acids. Gene Ontology annotation, cellular component: plasma membrane. Gene Ontology annotation, molecular function: GTPase activity; GTP binding; GDP binding. The transcript has a single exon. The record is from RefSeq and is a predicted model, not a curated record. Lineage: Eukaryota; Heterolobosea; Eutetramitea; Acrasida; Naegleriidae. Gene Ontology annotation, biological process: signal transduction.